Molecule: messenger RNA, 1008 nt
Organism: Balaenoptera musculus (blue whale)
Lineage: Eukaryota; Metazoa; Chordata; Mammalia; Artiodactyla; Balaenopteridae
Product: serine/threonine-protein kinase MARK2-like
Exons: 2
Coding region: 1-1008 (335 amino acids)
Biological process (GO): intracellular signal transduction; protein phosphorylation; microtubule cytoskeleton organization
Cellular component (GO): cytoplasm
Molecular function (GO): protein serine/threonine kinase activity; ATP binding; tau-protein kinase activity
Source: RefSeq, a predicted model, not a curated record
AUGCAGGGCCUCACAGCCAAAUCUGCUGGCAAGAAGGCUCAUAUUGAUGACUUCGAGAUCCUCCACACCAUUGGUGAAGGCACCUUCGGUAAAGUGAAGUUGGCCCGGCACAUUCUGACCGGGACACAGGUGGCUGUGAAGGUCAUAAAGAAAAGGCGUCAGAGCUUCUCAAGUGUCCAGGCACUUUUCCGGGAAGUGUGCAGUCUGAAGGCUCUGAAUCACCCCAAUAUUGUAAAACUGCUGGGGGUGAUUGACACAGAGGAGACAUUUUUCAUGGUGAUGGAGUACCUCAGUGGGGGGGACAUGUACCGCUAUUUGAAGAUCCAUGGCCGUAUGACAGAGGCGGAGGCCCGAGGCCCGUUCCAGCAGCUGGUCUCCGCCCUGCAGCACUGCCACCGGAGGGGCAUCGUGCACCGGGACCUGAAGCCACUGAGCCUCCUCUUUGAUUCCAACAUGAAUAUCAAACUUACAGACUUUGGCCUCAGCAACAAGUGUGAUGACAUUGUCCAACUGGACACGAUCUGCAGCACACACCCUUAUGCUGCCCCGGAACUCUUCCUGGGGCAGAGCUACAGCGGCCCUGCGGUGGACAUGUGGAGCUUGGGAGUAGUGCUGUACACCAUGGUAACUGGGUCCCAGCCCUUUGUGGGAAAAGACUUCCAGGAGCUGCGGAAGCAAAUCCUACAAGGGUGUUUCCUAACAAAUCAGCUGUGUGCUGGAUAUUACAACUCUGGCCCGGCCUGGCCCACCACCGUGGACCUCGGACACACUGCAGAGAGCAGUGUGCUUGGGAAGUCACAGCAGGAAACAGAGGUCUUGCUGAUAGCAUGUGCCUGUCCUGUGCCUGGAGCCACAGCAAGGCACCUGGGCCACACACGGCUGCACCAUAAACCCACUCGGCUAGUCCUGAAGCCACACGCGCCCAGUUCUGGCCAGCACAGGCCUGGGCCAGGGAUCUGCCAGCACGCAAAGCCGCUGCACUCAGCUUUCCCAAAUGUUCGCUUCUAG